Harpegnathos saltator (Jerdon's jumping ant) is the source of this 3112-nucleotide messenger RNA. RefSeq names its product synaptic vesicular amine transporter. Gene Ontology annotation, molecular function: serotonin:sodium:chloride symporter activity. Lineage: Eukaryota; Metazoa; Arthropoda; Insecta; Hymenoptera; Formicidae. The transcript has 7 exons. Gene Ontology annotation, biological process: aminergic neurotransmitter loading into synaptic vesicle; transmembrane transport. The record is from RefSeq and is a predicted model, not a curated record. Bases 11 to 1330 code for a protein of 439 amino acids. Gene Ontology annotation, cellular component: synaptic vesicle membrane; terminal bouton.
AUGAUCAAGGAUGAGACUGGGCGAUGUGAAGAACAGCCGCACGAUCACCGUCGCGGUGGUCUAUCUGAGUCUCUUCCUGGAUAAUGUCCUGUUGACGGUAGUCGUGCCGAUUAUUCCCGAUUACCUGUGCACGCUCGACGCGAAUACGACCGCGAGCGCCGGCAAGGAGGAGGACGAAAACGGCAGGGUGGGAUUACUGUUGAGCUCGAAGGCUCUGGUCCAAUUAAUUUUGAAUCCGGCCGUGGGGACUCUCACCGGCAACCUGGGCUAUGUGAGACCCCUGUUCCUGGGAAAUCUCAGCCUGCUGCUGGCCGCUUUGCUUUUCGCCUUCGGCCAGACGUACGAAGUGCUGUUCUUAGCCCGGAGUAUUCAAGGUAUAGCGUCGGCGUGCAUAGCAGUCUCCGGCAUGUCCCUCGUCGCCUCCCAGUACCCCGAGGAGGACGAAAGAUCCAAGAUCAUGGGUUUCGUCCUGGGCAGCAUCGCGCUGGGCGUACUCCUGGGCUACCCUGUUGGAUCCGUGCUGUACGACCUCGAGGGUAAAAUGGCGCCUUUCCUCUUGGUGUCCGGCCUCGUCGUCAUCUUAAUUUGUCUGCAAAUCCUCGCACUGAACAUUCAGAGUGAAGCCAAGACGCAUCAGCCGAGCGACCAGCAGCAAAGCACUUGGACGCACUUGCUGUCUAACUCGCACAUCCUCAUCAUCUCCGGCGCGAUUUGGUGCUCGACGUCGCCGAUGGCGAUCCUGGAGCCAUGCUUGCCGAUUUGGCUUCGGACUCAUAUCAAGCCCAAGAAAUGGCAGCUGGGCACGGUCUUCAUACCGGACAGCGUGGGCUACCUGAUCGGAACCAACUUCUUCGGCGUGAUAGCGUACCGUUACGGUCGCAGCAAGGUGGCGAUCUUGGCGAUGUUCUUGCUCGGCGUGAGCGCCAUUCUGAUACCGUCGGCGAGCACGAUGUCGCAGCUGAUAUUCCCGCACCUCGGAAUGGGUCUGGGCAUCGGCGUCGCCGACGCAGCCCUGGUGCCGUUGCUGGCCAGUCUGGUGGACCGGAACGGUAACUACGGGCCCGUUUACUCGAUCCAACAAGUGGCCGUCAGCCUGGCUUAUUCCUUGGGACCCAUCAUGGGCGGCGAAAUGGUCAGAGCCAUCGGCUUUCCAUGGGUCAUGCGAAUUGUGGGCAUCGUGAACAUAGCUUACUGCCCGUUGUUGAUAUAUCUCACGUUGGAACGGAAGAAACUGUUGACCGAGACGGAGGAGAAGAAGAAGGACUACGACACGUUCCAGAAAGCCAGCGCGCCGUAUGAGAGAUUUCACGAUUCCGACGACGAUCUCUGACGGUAAACAACAAUCGCGACCCGACGACCUCGGCAAACUCGAGGGGACUAAUUGCGAACUCCAAGUCAGGCGUUUUUCCGUGCGUGUUAACAUUCUUCUCCUUCAAACUUGAAAGUAGGCCACUGAGACGAAGUAUAAUGCGAUAUCUCCUGAUGAAAUCAUGUACAAAUUCAAAAGAGAGAAAGAGAGAGAGAGAGGGGGGGAGAGAGAGAGAGAAAGAGAAACGAGCCUCCGCAGACACAAAUGGUGAUGAAAUCUGUCAAAUCGUCAGCUCCCACAUAGUAAAAGACUCCCGAAGAUUUCUCAUCAAAGGUCACAGAUGUGAAAUAUAUACGUCAACAAUAUCCACGAUUAAUAUCCGUGAGAGCUUGUCUCUGUUGCGCAAAGUACACGAUGCAAGCACGGAUUCGACGAGCACUCGUCGAAAAUUGCGAUCCACGCUGAUGAGAAAACACGAGCGACUAUCGCAGCAUUGACGUCGCGGACUCUCUCAUCCCUCCGUGACGGCGCGGUCUGAUGAAUAUCGUUAAGUCCGCUUUUGCACACCUCGAAAUAGCAUCCAGUAGUGUUAUUGUGUCCCCGAUUAAGCGGGCGGCAGCAGAUCCUCGUCUCGUAGCUGGUAACCAAGUGAAUUAUUGGCUGAACAGCAUCCCCGAGGCUGUCAUCCGUGGCACCACGACGACGUUCGUCGGAUCGGGGAGCGCAGGCAUUCGCUGAAUUCGAGAGCGGUGCUGGACAAGGAAACACGCGACGCUACGCUCUCGACAGCGGGGAACGCGGCGAUCGAUCGGCCGGUCGCGCGAUCGAUCGGCCGGUCGCUCGGCCGACCGCUCGGCCGCCCGACGCGGCUCCCUGAAAGCUCAUUAAUGCACUCAAUCUACGAGGUGAAAUUCGUUUACGUUGCAUUAACGCUCCUGGUGCAUGCCGCAAGUUGCAUUGACUCGUCAUUAGUUUACGUACGAUCGUCGCGCCGUACUCGAGCAGCGAGUGUCCUGCGAGCAAGCGACUGCUCGCUGGGCUGCAGCUUGAGGAGCCAGACGAGCGGGAUCUCGCAAGCGCGAGGAAGGAACGUUCGUUCGCACGCCAAAGGUGUGAACGGAAGAGAACUGUUGCUCCAGCAAGUCGCGAGUCGCGAGCUGAAUAAAUUCCGAAGAGAUCUGUCUUGUCAAAAUUUUGAAAAAAAUUCUUUUCUCGAAUUACUAACCCCAGAGGAGAAAUUAUCGUUAAACGCGAGAAACUUGUGAAGUACUCAUUGUUCGACACUUAUUUCUAUCUAAUUCUAUCUAAUUCUAUCUAAAGCCUAUUCAGCGGAUUGAAACUAUGAAACCAAUCAACAGACGCCUCGAUAUUUAUCGAUCUUGAAGCAGAAACCCAUUAACCCAAAACUCAUAUGCCCAAAAUACAAAAACAUCAAAUAUAGACCGGUUGGUUAAGCACAAAACCGAAUACGCUCAGCAAACAGCAAAACUGUAUGUCGAUGCAUAUUAUUGGUACUAUAUUGCCUUCAUCUGUUCAUACUAUUCUCUUUCAUGGUGCAAAAAUAAUCGAUCAUUUUCUUCUUAUACCUAUAGGAACAUUGUCAGAAGAAGCACAAGAAUCGCGCAACAAAGACGUGAAAAACAUUCGACAAUUUCAUACGCGUAAAUGUGGAAGAGUAGAGGCAAAUACGGAUUUGAUACACAAACUCCUCAUUGAAAUUCUGAGUUUUCUAAAAGGUGAUUAUAAGUUCUGGGGUCUCGCAUUUAGUAUCCAUAGGCUCGAACCCAAGAUACUGUACUUUAA